UCCCUCCGUCGGCGGCGCCCUCCUCUAUGGUGCCGCGGGAGGUCUGUGGGCGGGGAGUCCCGUGACGGCUCGGUGCGCAGAGACGGUGGCCGGCAGGGGCGGCGGGCGGGCGGGCGGAGGCUGAGCGCGGCGGCGGCGGAGGAUGGCGGAGCCUGCACGAUACCGAUCUGCUUGUUGUUGAUCUAAUGUGGAAUAGAAAGUGAAAUGGACACUUUUUUUUUUCUGGUUUCUUCCAGUCAUGGUGCCAUCUCCAGACAUCCAAGGUCCGAUAUGAGGAAUCAUAUGAGGAGUUAUAGAGGACAACACAAAAACUGUCAAAUAAUAGAGAUGUGAUGGAAAACUCUUUCUCCCACUUACACUUCCAACCGUCAGUCUCUGCUACCACAGAAAUACUAAUAUGGAGCAUUUGACCUUCUAAUCUCUAAUAGCUGAAUCUUCUGAUAUCAGGAGUAGGAAAGAGUGCCUUCAGAACCAAUAUGUAGCAAAUGGGUAUCGCACCUCCGACGCUCCUCGCUUGGUUCAACGCUUGUGUGUUUUAAGGAUCCUUGUAGCCUCAGCAGUGAAUUGUUAACGUCAGAAGUGGAUUUCAUGUGGUGCUUGCUGAACACUGAGUCACCAUGAGUAGUAAUCUAGGAAAAGAAAAAGACUGUAAAGAGAAGGAUCCAAAAGUCCCAUCAUCAAAAGAAAGGGAGAAGGAGGCCAAAGCCUCUGGAGGAUUUGGGAAAGAGGGCAAAGAAAAGGAGCCUAAGACCAAAGGGAAAGAUGCCAAAGACGGAAAGAAGGACUCCAGUGGCACGCAACCUGGGGUAGCCUUUUCAGUGGACAAUACGAUAAAACGACCUAAUCCAGCCACAGGUACCCGCAAAAAAUCCAGCAAUGCUGAAGUGAUCAAAGAGCUAAAUAAAUGCCGGGAAGAGAAUUCAAUGCGCUUGGACUUGUCCAAGAGGUCUAUACACAUGCUUCCAUCAGCUAUCAAAGAGUUGACGCAGUUAACGGAACUUUAUUUAUACAGUAACAAAUUGCAGUCUCUACCAGCAGAGGUGGGCUGUCUUGUGAACCUGAUGACACUGGCCCUGAGUGAAAACUCACUCACCAGUUUGCCUGACUCUCUCGAUAACUUGAAGAAACUGCGCAUGCUUGACCUACGGCAUAACAAACUUAGAGAAAUCCCCUCGGUGGUGUAUAGGCUAAACUCUCUCGCCACUCUUUACCUACGCUUUAAUCGUAUAACUACUGUGGAAAAGGAUAUCAAAAACUUGUCAAAACUCACCAUGCUUAGCAUACGAGAGAACAAAAUCAAGCAACUACCUGCUGAAAUUGGUGAGUUGUGUAACCUCAUAACGCUGGAUGUAGCGCACAAUCAGCUUGAACAUCUUCCAGAAGAGAUUGGAAGUUGCACGCAGAUCACCAACCUUGACUUGCAGCACAAUGAGCUCUUGGACCUGCCAGAAACCAUAGGAAAUCUGUCCAGUCUAAGUCGUCUUGGCCUAAGGUACAACAGACUGUCAGCAAUUCCGAAGUCCUUAGCAAAAUGCAGUGAACUUGAUGAGCUGAACCUGGAGAACAACAACAUUUCUACUUUACCAGAGGGUCUUUUAUCCAGUCUUGUCAAAUUGACUAGUUUAACACUGGCCAGGAACUGCUUCCAGUCCUAUCCUGUGGGUGGCCCGUCCCAGUUCUCCACAAUCUACUCUCUCAAUAUGGAGCACAACCGCAUCAAUAAAAUCCCCUUUGGAAUUUUCUCUAGAGCUAAAGUGUUAAGUAAGCUGAACAUGAAGGACAAUCAGCUGACCUCACUCCCCUUGGACUUCGGGACUUGGACUAGUAUGGUAGAACUGAACCUAGCUACUAAUCAGCUCACAAAAAUCCCUGAGGAUGUAUCUGGGCUUGUUUCUCUUGAGGUUCUUAUCUUGUCAAACAAUCUCCUAAAGAAACUUCCCCAUGGAAUUGGAAAUCUACGGAAACUCCGAGAGUUAGAUCUAGAGGAAAACAAACUGGAAUCCUUGCCAAAUGAAAUAGCUUACCUCAAGGAUCUGCAGAAAUUGGUUCUGACUAAUAAUCAGUUGACCACCCUUCCCAGAGGUAUUGGUCACCUUACCAAUUUGACGCACCUUGGGCUUGGAGAGAAUCUUCUCACACACCUUCCUGAGGAAAUUGGUACACUGGAGAAUCUGGAAGAACUGUAUUUGAAUGACAACCCCAAUCUGCACAGCCUUCCCUUUGAGCUGGCUCUUUGCAGCAAACUGUCAAUAAUGAGUAUUGAGAACUGCCCGCUCAGCCACCUUCCACCUCAGAUUGUUGCGGGAGGACCCUCCUUCAUCAUCCAGUUCCUAAAAAUGCAGGGACCAUAUCGUGCCAUGGUCUGAUGCUGAUCGGAUUGUCCAAUACACUGUACAAAAUACAAACUGCAUUAAUGUUGUAAUUGUCUGUAUAUGUAUAUAUAAUAUAAUAUAUGUGGUUUAUAUUAUAUUAUAUAUAUAUAUAAUAUAUAAAUAAUAUAAAAAGGCAAAUUUAAGACUGCAUUAUGUGUUUCUGCUAAUAGAGGAAUCAUAGCCAUUUAGAUUUUUUUUUUAAUUCUGUAAAAAUGCUUAUCUAAGUUUUCUUUGCUGAAUUUGAUGGAAGUUGUCUGAGUAAUCUGGAAAUACCAGUUCAUUUAAAGCAUUUGCCAAUGAACUCCAAGUUAAAUUUAAGGGACAAAAAUAGUUUUGCUUAGAUUUACUUUCAGUUAAGAGAAAUGUAUAACCUUUAUAUAAUGAACUUUUCUGUUAUCCUCCCUCUUUUUUGUGUCAAAACCUGAAAGGGUCACGUGUCCUGAGGUUGGGAUUUUCUUUUAACUUAUUUUGAGAUUUGAAGCAAAUGGUGUUUUUUAUAUUGUUUACAGUCAGAGUAAAUCACUGGAUUUUGUUUUAUUUUGAUUUGCUCUGUUUUAAUCAAUCAUAUCUAGAAUUUAUAUGCCUCUGCUGACGAAAUUUUAUCAACCGGUUUGUGUACUAAAACCAUACUCAUCAGAACAACUGGCAGGUGAAAAGGAUGCAGUCAAAACAAAAGAAAAAGAAAGAAAAAAAAGCUUGAAUUCUUUUAAGUCUUGCUUCCCUGAGUUAUCAGUUGCAGGCAUAACAUAUCUGAACUGAGCCUUUUGCGGUUGGUCUUUUCUAGCACAAGUAAACCUUUUCAGAUUGGUAAAAAUGUUGAGUAUUCUCAGUGAAAAGCAGUUUUCAUUUUGUGAAGUAACAAUUCCAUGAGGUCUAACAGUACAGUUAAGUGGCAAGGAAAUAAUAUAUAUGUACAUUUUUAUUACAAUGUUAAGUCAUAAACUACCACGGGCAAUUUUAAGGAUUCCUUAUAGUCCUUGUACAAUAAAUGAAUGUGUCUUACUUUUAAACACUGCAAUAUAUGUAAGUUUUAAGGUUGGUUAACAAUGUACUAUGGUUUUAUAUCUUGACUUGCCUUGUACCUCCUUCCAUUAUGGAACUUCUGUGUCCAAGCACAAUAUCUUCACACUGUGCUGUUUUGCUGCUGAACUAAAUGCACUUUUCCCCACAGCUGGGGCACUUGCUUCGAAAUAUUCAGUUCAGUAUCCUGAGUAUUCUUUUUUUAACUUCAUCCUAUCUGUUUCAGUAUUAAACCGAUCUAUUAAAAAAGAGGCACCUUUUUCAUUUGUGCAUAGAUGUUGAUAGCUCAAGAGAAACACUGUAAGUAGUGGACAUUCAGUUUUAUCUUGACUUUCUUGGUUGCUUAAAAGGCAGAAGAUGCUUCAGGGAACUUUACACUAUUGCUGCACUUGUAGGGCCAGUUGACCUUUUUUAAGAGGACAGAAACUGUAGAGGCGGUUGCAUUCCACCCGUUUACUGAAGAGCUCUCCAGUUUGUACUCACUGCAAUUCUGCUGGGGUAGGGUGACUUGGAGGACUGUAUCUUCUGAACAAAAUCCAAUCGACUGAAAUCUAUUUUGUGUGCAGAAGUUUGGGGAAUAGUAUUUCUGGCUUUCAGGCGUGCUCAAUUGUGUGUAUUGCCUUGAUCUAGUUCUUUCCAGCAUCGCAAUCUGUUUUCUUACAUCUUUUCCUUAACAAGGAGUAAGUUUAAAUGGAAGGCAGGUGGAGAUAUAAAACUUUAGAGGGCUUAAACAUGCUGUAAAACCAUUGUAGAUGUCACUGGAUUUUACUAAGUAAUGUCCUUUUCUUUCUCUCUCUCACACUCUUUUUUUUUUCCAUCUGCUGUAGCUUUCAGUUUAGACUUUAGUUUAUAAAAGGCUAGUUUCUGACAGUUCUGCCUGAAUUUUAUCUUUCUCAGCAUUAAGUUGUUAAAAUAUGAAGAUGCUGAAAUGUGUAAUUUCAAGACUGUAAUCUAAUUUCUGAAUUUACUGCUAAACCCAUACUUUGUGCCCUCAGGUCACUAGGGGAAACUGGUCUGAUUAAUGUAUUCUUAAAACAAAGGUGGUGACCCCUUGUGUUUUGAAGUAUCUUGGUCUCGCUCCCUGUCUGCUCCUCAAUCCCAUUUUUAUAAGAGUUGACAGGAUUAAAAUUGUUAGUUUGUAAAUAUGUUGAUUAUUCACCUUGUUAAGGUACACGAUUAAUGACUGUAUAAUUGGAGUUGACACUCUCUCACGUAAAUCCUUGUGGAGGAGAAGUUGGCUACCAAAGUAGUGCUUGAUACACUUGCUUAAAAACAAAGUAUUCUUUUCAGUACACUUAUAGGAAUAAAUAAAGCUAUGUUUUAAUUCAUUAUGAUAUUAAAAACAGGAUAUUUUUUCAAACUAUCUUUGUGCUAGUAUGGUUGUUGCAAUGUCAGAUACUCCUGAGCCCUGUUUUAGGAAUUCAGUGUUAUACGUUCUGAGGUGAGCGCUUGCUUUUUUGGUGUCUCGAGAGAUUUGAAUAAAAGCAGUGUGAGAGAAGUUCUGCUACAGGAAAAAUUGAAUCAGAGAAAAAAGUUGAAAAGUUCUUUAAAAUUAGCCUGAAGUUUAGGUGUUAAAUAUGUGUCAUGGAUUGGGAAUAGGUGCAUAUAAAUCCAUAUAUUUACAUAUCUGGAUUUAUAUCCAGAUCCAUGUAAGUCCAGCUUUUGACAGCUUGAUCAUUCAAGACAGUUUUACAUCCCGACAUAACAGACUUCUGCAUUUCCCAGGAUGCUGAAUUAUUAACUGGUGCGGUUUCUAAAUUGUAUUUAAUGCCUGAUGACAUUCACUUGGACAUAUGCUGGCUUGUACACAUUGAAGAAUUUGAUUUGGCCUACUCGGUUAAAAUAUGAAUGGAAGGAACUUCAUUCUGACAAGAGUGAGUGUGCAUAUGUAUGUGUGUAGAAAUACAUAUAUAUGUAUAAUAUGUAUGUAUGAAAUCAUAGACAAGGAGGAGAAAUUAAAUUUUUAGGAUGUGUUUGAUAAACAGAUGAUUCCCAGAAACUGGUAUUAAAAAUUUUAUGACCCCCUUGCUGAACUGUUGUAUUUCAGAUAUCCCUUCUAAAUUAUUUUGAAGUGUGACAAUCUUGAGUUUGGGUGAAAAUCAUGACCUUUAUGGCUUGCCCAUAGACAAAAUAUUAUCCAUUUGGUAUGUGUCUGUGCUUGCGUACAUAUGAAUAUGUGCAUACGCACAUGCUCUAUAAAGACACUAUCCGGAAUCGUGCCAUGAUUUAACAGAAGCUAAAUUACUGUACUAUAGACUAAAUAGUAUUAUGAAAAUCUGAUGAGGUAUGAAGCAGAUUAAGGAUUUAUUAAACAAUUAAAAGAAGGAAUAAUUGCUACUGUGACUCAGAUUUUGAUCACAUAUUGCACUUAAAUCUGCUAAAUUAGAAAGUUGGUUGCUAAUUCUUGGCUGCAGAAAUGUUUUCUUUUAGUAUAAAUAGUAUAAAACUAUUGAAGUUCUGUCUCUGGACUACUUCCUAAAAAAAAAAAAAAAUCAUCUGUAAUAUAAAUGCAGUGGAAAUAGCCCAUGUAAAGUUGGGUCACACAGUUAUGUAAUCGGCACUUUUUUGUUUGUCCGAUGCUGUUGGAAACUUUUAAAUUCAUACUCCCUUUUUAGAAAGAGUUUUGUGUUGUAGAAUACUUGCUUCAGUGCCUCUUGGAUUUAGGUUUUCUCUGCAGUUUUGUCCAUGUUUUGCUAAUGUUGUGUGAGAAAGUGCAUGUUCAGACUUCUUGAAGGUUGUGUUUGCUCAUGUACAUGAUUUAGUAAAACAUUACUCAAACUGUCUCACUGGUUAGCACUUAAAGCCAUUCUGUCAGCUGAAAUUCAAGUACCAUCUCUUAUCUUGGGCGUUUUGAAAAUACCUUUUAUUUAAAAAUUAGAAAACUUUAUCAGAGGUUAUUUUGUCCUUUUUUGUUUUUAAUUUCUGAAUCAGUACAAACUCAUAUCAGGGGAGGAUUUGUCUUCAUAUCUUGAUGCAGCUAAGUAUUUUUGUACAGUCAAUGUCACACGUCAGUUGUAUCAAAUCGGCAUGCCAGAAUUGCUUUUAAUUAGAUGUGCAGUUGGCAGUAAUUUGCACAACACACAAACUCAAGGCACAGUAAAGACAAUUACAAACAAAUGAUAAUAUCUACAAAUGGUAUCUAACAGUUUUUGUUCUAUGCUAGCAAAGAUCAGAAAAUUAUGUUUAUUAUUCUGAUGUUUAGGUCUUAACGAGGACUUCACAGGAAUUUGCUGUGGAAAAAUACAAGACCACACUAAUUUUGUGGUUAAAAGCUAAACAAGAGUGUAAACAGUCUACAAAAAUGUACUUUUAAUCUGAAUUAUUGUAAUGUUGAUUGUUAUGUCUAUAUAAAAGAUUGCCUUGCUUUUUUAUAAGAGUCAUUCUGUAUCAAUGCAUUCAUUAUAAAUAGUAUAUUUGUAAAUGA
This is a messenger RNA of Dromaius novaehollandiae (emu), 6816 nucleotides long. RefSeq names its product SHOC2 leucine rich repeat scaffold protein (gene SHOC2). Gene Ontology annotation, molecular function: protein binding. The record is from RefSeq and is a predicted model, not a curated record. Lineage: Eukaryota; Metazoa; Chordata; Aves; Casuariiformes; Dromaiidae. The coding region runs from base 618 to 2366 and encodes 582 amino acids. The transcript has 11 exons.